AUGAAGGAGUGUGGCCUCCUCAAUGGUGCAGUCGCUGGCAGUGAGUGCAUGCAGGCGACGAGAGGAAGGGAGGCUGCUUUACCGCGUGUUGUAAGAGAAGAGUUGGUGGUGAGGGAGAUGACAUCUGAGGUGGCACAGCAUGGAAGUGGUAGAGGCAGUCAGGCGUCACGCAUGAACGAUGGUGGCGAAGGUUGUGAGGUGGAAGCUACUGCUGCUGCUGCUGCUCCACCUCCGCCUCCGCCUCUGCCUCCUCUCCUACAACGAACACACUUUCUCACUCCACCCUCCCAUUCCAUCCUCCUUCUCUCUGCCACAGUGCACCCACCAACCCAUAGUCUGCACUCAAUAUCGCCCCCUCACCCUGCCACCAGCCACAACGCCUCACUCUAUCACAUCGACGGAAUGUCAAGAACUGGAGCAAUUGUCGAGUGUCCUGCGUGA
This is a messenger RNA of Hydatigera taeniaeformis, 441 nucleotides long. The record is from the annotation of a GenBank genome assembly. NCBI's taxonomy places the organism in Eukaryota, Metazoa, Platyhelminthes, Cestoda, Cyclophyllidea, Taeniidae.